AUGUGGAGCAACGGGCAAGCAGUCUUUGUUGUUGUUCUGAAUCCAAAUGGUCGAGCGGUGCGUCUGUUCUAUAGCCUUCCCCUUUUGCGCACCCGGAUGGGGCAACGAGCGCGAGUGGCGGGGUCGCUCGCGCGCGGUGAGCAGUGA
Messenger RNA from Chondrus crispus (carragheen), 147 nucleotides. RefSeq lists its product as hypothetical. The coding region runs from base 1 to 147 and encodes 48 amino acids. The record is from RefSeq and is a predicted model, not a curated record. NCBI's taxonomy places the organism in Eukaryota, Rhodophyta, Florideophyceae, Gigartinales, Gigartinaceae. The transcript has a single exon.